AUCCGGUGCGGUGAAAAUUUGGGUUGGCACUUGACACUUCGACAGCAGAGUAAAUCCGGUGCGGUGGUGCGUCUCUUCUUCAGGACAGCCGGACGGAAUUACCGAAUUAGGGUUUACCUUACCUCCAUCGAAUUCGUUUCACUGUCUUUUUUUCCCGCCCUUGUAACGUUCUUUGUGGGGUCCUCCUAGUCCGCCGGCGGCGAUCGACUUCUCAAAACUACCACAAUUUAACGUUUGCUGCCUCCACCGUCUGUUCCUCGACAGCUAUUUCGUCCCUUCAAUACCAAGGCUGUCGAUAGGUUUCGUUUGAUUUCUUGAUCGAAUUUGCGGCAAGGGGGGAGGGAGGACGACAGUUUUAUCGCUGAUUCGGCGUGCUGGCUUCAGUUUGAGAUGAAACGGUCGAGGGUUUCAGGAACAGAAAAACACCACAGACGAGACGACGCUGAAGCUCAUGCGUGGUUCAUCAAGGAACGCAAGGAAUUGGCAGCUGAGCGGUUCAUCAAGUUAUGCAAGGAAACAUUAUCGUUGCAUCCCGUCACUCAAGCUGUUUGCGUGGAGAUUUAUGGCCGAAUGGAUAAUUUCAUCUAUCCAUCAUCAAACCUUGCCCUCUACUGUGCCUCUUGGGCUGAGAUUGGAAAUCACAAACCUUCUACCAAUCCUCGCCUGGUAGAUGAAGCAGUAAGACUUUGGUUUGCAUUUGCGUUAUACUGUGCUACGAGGCUUACAAAGUCAGUUGGAGUGCUGAACAAAAUGGACUCUUAUGCUAGCAAGGAGGAGCUUACUUUGACCCACAUAUUAAGAUCUUGUGACCUAAAACUUGAGGUUUUCCUCAAAGAGCUACCAAUCAUGGUCCUCAAAGCUGGGCCUGUGAUGACUGAUCUGUAUCAUGCUGGCUGGGAGAGAAAGCUCAAGGCAAAGGAAUUGUAUACCAACUUUGUGCACCUGAACAUUUUAAGCAGUUUUUUGUUGUUGUUUCAUGUGAAAGGCACUACAAAGAAGCAUAUUGGGAGCUCUUCUCAUCCAUAGACCCAGCUAGCAAUAACCUGCCAGCAGCCUCUAGUGGCAGUCAAUGUGCUUCAGACUACCUUCGUCUUGGGUGGUUGCUAUUUGUGGCACUCCGUUCACAUGCGUUUGGUUAUUCCAUGGACCUGGUGACCUGCAUAAAUGGUUUGAUUUCUGUACUGGCUAUUCUGAUUAUGCAUGUGCCAGCUCACUUCCGAAUUUUCAGUUUCAAGGAUGAUAAGUGGUUCGGUAAUGAUCUUGUGGUUGGUGUGGUCUUUCUGAUCUCCUUUUAUUUUUCCGUUUGUUAUAAUUUUGGGGUCUCUUCUAUGAAUAGUUUGAUAUGCUUCUAAUAUUUGUUAGCAGUUGUGAAGGAUAACAAACGGGUUGAUCUGAUUGCAUCGCUUUCCAAAAAGUAUGAUACAUCAGAAGAUGACGUGUUCAAUUCAAUGGAGAAGACUGUUACUCUAAUAAGAGAAGUCCUGCAAAAGAAGCCUCGGACUGCUUCAGAAUGUGAUAGUGAGACCCUAGCUGAUUUGAAUAUCGAUGGUCUGAGUUAUUUUGAAGAUUUAAUGGAAGAAUCCUCUCUGCGGAAUAGUUUGAUUAUGCUGGAGAUGGAUUAUGAUCUUGCAAUGUGUAAAUGGAGACAAUUGGAUGAGAGAGUUUUUCUCGAUGAGGCAGCCAACUGUUCUUUUGCUAAAAUCCAUAUGAUUCCUGCUACAUGUGUGAAAACGAUAAUGACAGCUGCUAAUUGGCUCCGGAAUGUGGUAUCUCCACUGUCAAGUGUGCCUUCUGCACAAUUGAUGCAGUCUUGUGAUGGGUUUCCUGUUGUUCAAAAUGCUCUUUUAGCGUUAGAAGCUUUAUUUCCAUGUAAUGAUGUGGAGGAGGAGGGUGUUUCUAUAAGUCUCCAAAGUACAAGCACAGGCGACAACAUAUGGGUAGAGCAAAGGAAACAGGAGGUGCUCAAGAUAUAUUAUAAGGUUUUGGAAGCAAUGUGUACUGCAUAUGGAGCCAAUCUGAGCACAUUAUUAACCAUGAAAAAGUUUCACAGCUGCAUGCUUGCUUGUUCAGUUGAACUAGUACUCGCAGCACGUAAGCCUGCAACAAUGUUGUUGUUUCCUGCAAUCCUGGAGCAAAUUGACAUUACAGCCUUUGAACUUGUCGAGGUUCUCAAGUGUUUUCUUAGGCACGAGGAAUCUAUGCCAUGUGAAUUGAGGAUGCAUUUGGAAUCACUGAAAGAGCGGCUUUUGGAGAGUACCGUUUGGGAAGCAGGUUCACUGAUGUAUGAUUCACUCGAAGUUGCAGAGCCUAUGCAUGUAUCAGAGGUUGCACGUCUCCGUGCCAUAGGGAGACUGCCAUACAUUAACUUCUCCUUGGAUGCAAUUGUAGCACGUAUACAUUUGUCUUCUGUCUUGAAGCACGAAAUGACCCAUGGUCCAUGCAUUAACUUGAGGAGUGGAGUAGUGGAGCAAGGAUCCCGUGCAUCAAGAGUAACGGAUCAUGUUCCAUCAGUGAUACCCACAAGUUUGCAUUGUGCAUUUGCUCGACCAAGAGAUCGCUGUCCUGGAAGAUGUGCUGAUAUGGCUAUUGAUGCAUUCUUGAAAGAGAUUAAAAAGUUAGCUUCAGUUAGAAUAUGUGGCAUGGCUGAAGAGUUGGAAAAGGAGCACAAGAAUUUUAAUGUAGAAGUCUGUGGGAAGCUAUUUAACGAAAUACUUUAUCGACGCACUGCGUUGUUUUUCAAUCUUCACAUCGACGCAAUAAUCAUUUGCUGUUUCUUUCUUACUUCUAAGAUUACAAGACUAGGUCUGACUAUGAUGGAUCUACUUUUGCGCUACAUGAAGCAACCACAUAGUAAGCCACAAGUGUUCCGUUGUGUGUUCAUUGAUUCCUCAGUGACCAAGGAGCACAGACUGAUGUUCCCUUAUCUGGUAUUGGGGUCCUCCUACAGAGUGCCCCAGCCAAAUCCCGAGCAUGUUGGUAUAUUCUCAUACUACCCUCAGUUUUUCGACUAUUACACCAAACGUGUUGUAUCAGGUGUUAAAGCCGUUUACUGGAGGACACGUGGUGAUGAAGAGCUUCGUCAGAUCCCUCCGCAUAAGUGGCUGGAAAUUGAGGUCAAAGAGGAACACUCUAGACUAGAAUUCAUUUUUGAUCAAAUGCAAGAGGAAAAACUUGCGAAAUCUUACCUUCAGGACGUGAGGGAUCAGAUGGAGAGGGCGGGGAUGGAUUGGGAAGAACUGGAUUACCUUAGGACCGGAACCCCGAUGUAUGAACAGCUGGUGAAAGGGUGUUAAGGCAGGCACCUAGCUAGAUUCUUGGUUUUACUGGCUGCAGUAGUGUUGGAGCUUUUGAUUUAGGGGCUUCUUCUCUUUGCUGGGUGCUCGGUCUUGGCGUUUAUUUUUUUGUUGCUGUCGUUGUAAUUGUAAAUGUUAUAACUGAACUUAAAAUCGUAUGACCUGCUUGUGAUGGAAAUCAUGCCGUGAAAUGAAAUAUACAGCAGUUUUUAUUUAGC
Molecule: messenger RNA, 3511 nt
Organism: Linum tenue
Lineage: Eukaryota; Viridiplantae; Streptophyta; Magnoliopsida; Malpighiales; Linaceae
Source: the annotation of a GenBank genome assembly